Conger conger (European conger) is the source of this 723-nucleotide messenger RNA. RefSeq names its product keratin-associated protein 10-8-like. NCBI's taxonomy places the organism in Eukaryota, Metazoa, Chordata, Actinopteri, Anguilliformes, Congridae. The transcript has 2 exons. The coding region runs from base 1 to 723 and encodes 240 amino acids. The record is from RefSeq and is a predicted model, not a curated record.
AUGCCCCCAACUGCAUUGUACAAGAGCGCCUCCACCUGCGCCCUGCCUGUGCCCUGCCUACGCCCUGCCUGCACCCUGCCUGUGCCCUACCUGAGCCCUGCCUGUGCCCUACCUGUGCCCUGCCUGUGCCCUCCCUGUGCCCUGCCUGCGCCCUGCCUCUGUGCCAUGCCUGUGCCCUACCUGUGCCCUGCCUGCGUCCUACUUGUGCCCUACCUGUGCCCUGCCUGCUCCCUGCCUGUGCCCUGCCUGCACCCUGCCUGUGUUAGCUGUGCCCUGCCUGUGCCCUCCCUGUGCCCUGCCUGUGCCCUACCUGUGCCCUGCCUGCGUCCUACUUGUGCCCUACCUGUGCUCUGCCUGCUCCCUGCCUGUGCCCUGCCUGCGCCCUACUUGUGCCCUGCCUGCGCCCUGCCUGCGCCCUACUUGUGUCCUGCCUGCGCCCUACUUGUGCCCUGCCUGCGCCCUGCCUGUGCCCUCCCUGUGCCCUACCUGCGCCCUGCCUGUGCCCUGCCUGUGCCCUGCCUGUGCCCUCCCUGCAUCCUGCCUGUGCCUUACCUGAGCCCUGCCUGUGCCCUACCUGUGCCCUGCCUGCAUCCUACUUGUGCCCUACCUGCGCCCUGCCUGUGCCCUCCCUGUGCCCUGCCUGCAUCCUACCUGUGCCCUGCCUGCGCCCUCCCUGUGCCCUACCUGUGCCCUGCCUGCGCUCUGCCUGUGUUAGCUGUGUAG